ACCGUGACCUUUACUCGGCUAUAUGAUUGGUAAUACAAUUUUUAACCAAAAUUCUAUUGGACGGGUCAUAGUUGUUUUUAAACGACGUCGACUUUGUGGUAUCUCGAUAUCAGGACUAUCAGGAGCUUCACAAACUCGUAGUUCGCGUUUGUGUUUGUAUAAAGUAGUUGUAAAUCAGUUACCUCAGUUGUUAAGUUGUUCUCACAGCGAAUAUUUUACAUCAAAAUUUCCUGUUAAUCGCACUGUAAAAAUGGCAUGUACAAAACCAAAAAGAGUUUGUAUUGUUGGUAGUGGCAACUGGGGCUCUGCAAUUGCAAAAAUUGUUGGGAAAAAUGCUGCACAACUUAAUAAUUUUGAAGAUAGGGUUACUAUGUAUGUUUAUGAAGAAAUAAUAAAUGGGAAAAAGUUGACUGAAAUUAUAAAUGAAACACAUGAAAACGUGAAAUAUUUACCAGGCUAUAAAUUACCCCCUAAUGUUGUAGCAGUACCUGACGUUGUAGACGCAGCAAAAGAUGCGGAUAUCUUAAUAUUUGUUGUGCCUCAUCAAUUUAUAAGAACCUUAUGCUCAACACUUUUAGGAAAAAUAAAACCAACAGCAGUCGCUUUGUCAUUGAUCAAGGGGUUUGAUCGUGCUGAGGGAGGAGGUAUUGACCUUAUUUCGCAUAUUAUUACUCGGCAUUUGAAAAUACCCUGUGCUGUUUUGAUGGGUGCUAACUUGGCUGGAGAAGUGGCUGACGAAAAGUUUUGCGAAACUACCAUAGGGUGCAAAGACAGCAAACUUGGGCCUCUUCUUAGGGACAUCAUUCAAACUAAUUAUUUUAGAGUAGUUGUUGUAGAUGAUGAAGAUACAGUGGAAGUUUGUGGAGCUCUUAAAAAUAUAGUAGCUUGCGGUGCUGGUUUUGUGGAUGGCUUAGGUCUGGGAGAUAAUACAAAAGCAGCAGUUAUUCGAUUGGGUCUUAUGGAAAUGGUGAAAUUUGUUGAUGUAUUUUAUCCUGGAGGUAAACUGUCUACAUUUUUUGAAAGUUGUGGUGUUGCUGAUCUUAUUACAACAUGCUACGGUGGUCGUAACCGUAAAGUUAGUGAGGCUUUUGUCAAAACGGGCAAAUCAAUAAAAGAACUGGAAGAUGAAAUGUUAAAUGGUCAAAAAUUGCAAGGUCCGUUUACAGCCGAAGAAGUAAAUUAUAUGUUAAAAAACAAAGGCAUGGAGGAAAGAUUUCCACUGUUUACGGCCAUCCAUAAAAUUUGUACUGGACAGUUAACACCAUCAGAUUUUAUAGAUUGUAUCAGGAACCACCCUGAGCAUAUGAUUAAAUGUGCAAGCAGUUAAAAUUAAUUUGUACAUAUCUUGUGUUAGCAAGUAUAAGUAGUUGUUAAACUGAUAAUUACACAUAUGAUUUUAGUAUUACCAUGGCAUUUAUGAACCGUGGUACUAUCUAGUUAUGUUAAAAUAAUAUGAAGAUGAUAUAUAAUUUAAUAAAUUGAAACAUCUUAUAAUA
Messenger RNA from Anoplophora glabripennis (Asian longhorned beetle), 1496 nucleotides. RefSeq names its product glycerol-3-phosphate dehydrogenase [NAD(+)], cytoplasmic (gene Gpdh1). Gene Ontology annotation, biological process: carbohydrate metabolic process; glycerol-3-phosphate catabolic process. The transcript is spliced from 7 exons. Gene Ontology annotation, cellular component: glycerol-3-phosphate dehydrogenase (FAD) complex; cytosol. Gene Ontology annotation, molecular function: protein homodimerization activity; NAD binding; glycerol-3-phosphate dehydrogenase [NAD(P)+] activity. Lineage: Eukaryota; Metazoa; Arthropoda; Insecta; Coleoptera; Cerambycidae. The record is from RefSeq and is a predicted model, not a curated record. The coding region runs from base 23 to 1327 and encodes 434 amino acids.